ACGAAGCAGCUGCUGUGGGGAGGCGGCGGCUCGGUCCCGGUCGGGUCUCGGUCUCGUUCGGUGCUCUCGAAAUAAAGUUGACCAAGAACUGGAACCAGAUGGCAUCUGUGCUCCGGAAUGUCAAAGCAACAGUGGUGUGGCAGAAACACCAGCUCCUAGCUGACCUUAGUGAGAAUGAGAGCCCUAUGCCUGACAAAUUCAAGAGAAGGGCCUUUCUGAGUCCUCUCAAUACCAUUCGCAUGUCUUUAAGAAAACGGGCACCAUUAAAGCGAGUAGAGCUGCAUUUUCAUAAAACCCCAACUAGGGGAAGUCCAGAACGAAGACAGAGGUGCCAAACUCUUCAGACAAUUAAAAGAACAGCAAAAUAUGCUUUUGGAACAGUGUCCCAGAAAAUACAGAAGUCUUGCCAAAGCCCAGUAUGCUCAGUGGUGACCUUUCCAGCUGAAUCCAUCAGCAGAAGCUGUGCGACCAGUUCUACCACAAAAAGAAGUGCUACACCUCAAACACCUUGCUAUAAGAGCAUUACUCCAGCAACCAGUUCUAAAGGCACUCCAAGUUCUGGCAAAAGGGCCUUGCUUGGACCAACAAGGGCACCAGAACAUAGAGAAUGGAGGGAUUUCUCAUCCUGGCUUGGUAAAAAUGCUGUCUCUCUCCGGAGAUCCAGAAGAGCAGCAGCACUAAAGAGCCCUUAUUCAUCACCUGCUCCUUCCAGCAGAAAGAUAGAGUUUGAUUGCGAAUUGGAACUGGUCUCAUCAGGGAUUUGCCAGUUGAAGCGUAUCUCCCAAGCAUUUGAUGAUGCCAUUGUGAAAGAGGAGAGGAAACAAGCAAUAUCAAACUACUGCUAUCUAAUGGCACAAAAUCAGUCUGUACAUCAAUCCCUGAAACCAUCUCAUGCUAUCAGAAGGCAAGCAAAGAAGCUCCAUCAAGUGCUUGGUACCUAGACAGAGAUGGCUGUAACUAUUUUUUCAUGUUUCCAAAUUUGAGCACGUAUGAAGGAGAUGUCUGUAUAGCACCUGAAAGGCUGCGCUCUAUAUAC
Molecule: messenger RNA, 1036 nt
Organism: Pseudopodoces humilis (Tibetan ground-tit)
Lineage: Eukaryota; Metazoa; Chordata; Aves; Passeriformes; Paridae
Gene: PIMREG
Product: PICALM interacting mitotic regulator
Source: RefSeq, a predicted model, not a curated record